AUGGGAUUAAAAAACACAAUUUCGUCGGACAAUAGAAACAUAAAGACUUUCAUCAGUAUAUUUCCUAACAUGGGUUUGAAGAAGAAGGUCAGACUAAAGAAAACGACUUCAAUUUCUAGUGAUAGCAUUCCACAUGAAGAGAUUGUUAAUACGCAACCUAUAUCGCUAUCACGUAGUAGCCUGAGCUCAAGUUCCGCUUCAAGAACUAGAAGAAAGUUGAGUUCAGGCACCCAUUCAAUGCGGAAGGUAAAUAGAAGCCAGGCUAAGAGGAUUAGCUCUGGAAAUAUAAUUAGUUCACUGCAGGCAUUGAAAGGGAUCAAUGACAAUCAUUCUCCACUUGAUGCUAAUGGUAUCUUGGGUAGCGAAGAGAAAUUAGACAGUUAUGCGAUCUCGGUGACUAGUCUAAUCGAAGAUGAAACAUCUCCAUACAAGAUAGAUAUAACCCUAGAAAACCUAACAAAAGGAAAUAAAUUAAGAAAUAUAGAAGGCUCUGGUAACAAUAAAGCAUUACAGUUAGAUACCAUACAGAAUCCAGCUCAUCAUGGAGCUUCACAUAUAUUUACAGAAUUUAACUUUACAGUCUUGUUUAAGUUAAUAAUACAUGUCAUGUUUUAUUUGUUCGUGCUUUAUAUUAUACUGAAAAAGAUUUCAGGUUGA
Debaryomyces tyrocola is the source of this 657-nucleotide messenger RNA. NCBI's taxonomy places the organism in Eukaryota, Fungi, Ascomycota, Pichiomycetes, Serinales, Debaryomycetaceae. The record is from the annotation of a GenBank genome assembly.